AUGAAGUUGCCCCUGUUUAUUGCAAGUACAGCCUUGACUAGUGCUGUCCUGGCUGCUGAUGCGGCCGAUUGGCGCUCGAGGUCAAUAUACCAGCUUCUGACAGAUCGAUUCUCUCGCCCCGAUGGAUCGACGACGGCGCCCUGUGUUACCGAAGACCGUCGAUACUGCGGCGGCACCUUCCAGGGUAUCAUAAAGCAGCUGGAUUAUAUUCAGAGGAUGGGCUUUACGGCGAUUUGGAUAUCCCCCGUUACCCAUCAAUUGGAAGGGAGAACGCCCUAUGGGGAAGCGUACCAUGGCUACUGGCAGCAAGAUCUCUACAAGCUGAACUCCCACUUUGGGUCGCCGGACGACUUGCGAGAGUUAGCAGAAGAACUGCAUCGACGUGACAUGUAUCUCAUGCUCGAUGUCGUCGUCAAUCACAACGGCUGGAACGGAUCCGCGUCUACAGUCGACUACAGUGUAUUUCAUCCUUUCAACAAGAAGGAGUACUACCAUGACUACUGCCCAAUACUCGACUGGUCCAACCAGACGCAGGUUGAGGAUUGUUGGAUCGGUGACAAUCUCGUCUCCUGCCCAGACCUGUAUACGCAACAUCCACACGUGAGGCGAGAAUACCAGUCGUGGAUCUCUGAUCUCGUCCGCGACUAUUCAGUGGACGGAUUGCGAAUCGACACCGCUAGGGAAGUCGAAAAGGACUUUUUCCUUGGUUUCGUUUCGGCGUCUGGAGUCUUCGCUACCGGAGAGGUCAUGGUCAACGACGCCAAUGAGGCCUGUCCUUACCAGCCGUACCUAGGCAGUUUCCUGAAUUACCCUGCUUACUACUCAUUGAUAGAUGCGUUCAAGAGUCCGUCGGGCAACAUCUCCAGCUUGGUCAAUCAGAUCAACCUGGUGAAAUCGACUUGCUUGGACACCACCGUCCUGGGUAGCUUUUCCGAAAAUCACGAUAACCCGCGUUUCGCCAACUACACGGCGGACCUGUCCCUGGCAAAGAAUGUCAUCGCAUUCACGAUGCUCGCAGAUGGGAUUCCCAUCAUAUACGCCGGUCAAGAGCAGCAUUACUCUGGCGGCAAUGACCCCAACAACCGCGAAGCGCUCUGGCUGUCUGGCUACGACACUUCCGCACCGCUUUACCAGCACGUCGCACAACUGAAUCGGCUUCGUAGUCAUGCCGCACGCCAGAGUCCGACAUACCUGACCUACAAAAACCAGCCCAUCUACAGUGAUUCGACGACCUUGGCCAUGCGGAAAGGGUUCGACGGGCAACAGGUUAUCACCGUGCUCAGCAACCUCGGCACUAGCGGCCCGAAGUACGUCCUAUCCCUUGGAAACACGGGAUAUCAGCGUGGGCAGGAACUGGUCGAGGUCCUGACUUGUACUCAUGUCACGGUGGACGACAACGGAAAUGUCCCGGUUCAGAUGGAGCAGGGACUGCCGCGAGUUUUCUAUCCGGAACACCAGCUUCGAGGUUCGGGGUUGUGUGACCUGUAA
Molecule: messenger RNA, 1488 nt
Organism: Rasamsonia emersonii CBS 393.64
Lineage: Eukaryota; Fungi; Ascomycota; Eurotiomycetes; Eurotiales; Trichocomaceae
Product: alpha-amylase
Exons: 5
Coding region: 1-1488 (495 amino acids)
Biological process (GO): carbohydrate catabolic process
Molecular function (GO): calcium ion binding; alpha-amylase activity
Source: RefSeq, a predicted model, not a curated record